AUGGAGGCAGUCCAACCACCAAGCGGGCCUCUCGCCCAGACGCUGUCCAAGAGCCUUGUCGACGUUCUGGUCCCAUCGCUCCUCGAGCUGGAUAUGCGUGUCUUUCAGCUGCGAAGGUCGCAGAGCGAGCUUGUUCAGGAUAUUGAGCGACUGACGGCAGAACCGGCCGUGGCUCGGCUGAGUCUCGCCCGUAAGCGCCUGUUCGUCGUCAACGGGACCCUGAAACUCGUCCAGACUCGUCUUGAGCGCAUCCAGGCGCUGGCAAUGGGUCUCUCGCCAUCUGACACCCCGGCUUGA
Polychytrium aggregatum is the source of this 297-nucleotide messenger RNA. RefSeq lists its product as uncharacterized. The transcript has 2 exons. Gene Ontology annotation, molecular function: SNARE binding. The record is from RefSeq and is a predicted model, not a curated record. The coding region runs from base 1 to 297 and encodes 98 amino acids. Lineage: Eukaryota; Fungi; Chytridiomycota; Chytridiomycetes; Polychytriales. Gene Ontology annotation, cellular component: synaptic vesicle; BLOC-1 complex; BORC complex. Gene Ontology annotation, biological process: lysosome organization; lysosome localization; synaptic vesicle exocytosis.